This is a messenger RNA of Fraxinus pennsylvanica, 651 nucleotides long. The record is from the annotation of a GenBank genome assembly. NCBI's taxonomy places the organism in Eukaryota, Viridiplantae, Streptophyta, Magnoliopsida, Lamiales, Oleaceae.
AUGUCGAACUAUUCCUCGGAUUCUGAUGAUCAAAUUAUAAAUCCAAAGAGAUGGUUUGGUCAUGAAAAGCCAUUGCAUGCAAUUCUUGGAGGAGGGACAUUUGCUGACAUAAUGUUAUGGAGGAACAAGAAUUUAUCAGCUGCGAUACUGAUCGGAUUCACUGUAAUAUGGUUUCUGUUCGAGGUCGUGGAGUACAACUUUGUAACUCUUUUCUGCCACGUCUCAAUGGCUGCUAUGUUAGUUGUGUUUGCUUGGUCUACUGGGUCAGGACUAGCUGACAGGAAUCCUCCUGAUUUACGAGCCCUUACAAUUCCAGAGUCUACAUUUCGUUGGUUGUUGACCAAAAUCCACAGGUUUUUGUUGAAAUUCUAUGAUGUUUCUUCUGGGAAUGAUUUGAAGACCUUUUUCUUGGCCAUCGCAUUCCUAUUGGUACUUUCGGGUAUUGGAAACAACUUCAGCUCCUUGAAUCUAUUGUACAUUGGUUUUAUUUGCCUGGCCACAUUACCUGCCUUGUACGAACGGUAUCAAGAUGAGGUCGAUUAUCUUGCAAGCAAAGGGAACCGGGACAUGAAGAAGUUGUACAAGAAACUUGAUACCACGGUUCUGAACAAGAUUCCUAGAGGACCUGUUAAAGAAAAGAAGAGAUUCUGA